UGUUGCUGGGCGGAGGCCUUGGACCAUACAGCCGCCAAAUGCUCGAAAAUACCAGCACCACGAGUUCCAGGUGCCAAGGUCCUCUCCAUCUCCUCUGCAUUGAGGCUCAACUACACCCAGCCUCAAUCAAGUCCGAUUCUCGAUCACACCAUCGAUAAUAUUAAUGUGUGUGAAGUAAACGUCACUCUACGUCACACGGGCGCAAACGAUACUGUGUCAGUACAGACUUGGCUUCCGAUAAACCAAUGGAACAAACGAUUCGUCGCAGUCGGAGGAGGUGCAUGGGCUGCGGGUACGGGCAUCGUGAGCUUGGCAGAGCCUGCGUCGCAGGGUUACGCGGCAUCCUCGACCGAUGGCGGCCUUAUCGGAUCACCUUACAGCCCGGAGACUUGGGCAUUGAACGCAGACGGUAGCGUGAACAUGGAUCUCCUGACCAACUUUGCUUCGAGAUCCAUCCACGACAUGGCUAUCGUUGGAAAGGCAGUGACCGCUUCCUUUUACUCGCAUGAGGCACGAUACUCGUACUGGAACGGCUGCUCGACUGGCGGUAGACAGGGCAUGGUCGCCGCACAAAAGUAUCCCAAGGACUUUGACGGCGUUCUGGCCGGCUCCCCUGCGAUAUACUGGACCGAGUACGUCAUUGCAGAGCUCUGGCCUCAGGUGGUCAUGAAGGCAGAGGGAUACUACCCGACUCAAUGCGAAUACGAGGCGGUUGUCCAGGCCGGCAUCGCGGCAUGCGACAGCCUCGACAAAGUUAAGGACGGUGUUAUCACUCAGCCAUCGCAUUGCAAGUUCGACCCUUUCACCGCUGUGGGCACCAAGCACCAAUGCCCCAGCCUGAAGGAGGAGGUUGUGAUUAACGAGAAGGUUGCCUCCAUCGUUGCCAAAAUUUGGGAUGGACCAAGGGACCGGCACGGCAAGAGUCUCUGGUACGGCCUCGAAAUUGGUGCGAAUCUUUGGGGCCUUGCGGAAACGGCAGAGUCAAAUGGAACUCGCAUUGGCAAGCCCGUUUUCGUGGCUGACGGUUGGACCCGAUUCUUCGUCAAAAGGGAUCCCAAGUUCGACACAGCCUCAGUGGACAUCGAUACUCUUGUGCAGCUUUUCCAGGAAUCGAGGGAAACCUUCGAUGAAAUCAUUGGCUCUGCAAACCCUGACUUGUCACGGUUCAAGAAAUCUGGUGGCAAGCUUCUGAUGUGGCAUGGCUUGGCCGACCAGCUCAUCUUCCCCCAGGGUAGCGUGCGCUAUUACGAGGAAGUCAAGCGUGUCUUGGGAGGUUCCAAGGCAACAUUGGACUUCUUCCGGCUCUUCUUAGCGCCGGGAGUCGAUCAUUGCGGAUAUGGCCCCACCCCUGGGGCCGUGCCGUCUCCUUUUACUGAUCUCGUGUCUUGGGUUGAGACAGGGCGAGCGCCGGAGAAGAUUGAAGCGAAGACUCUUCCCACGUCUCCUGCGCAGUUUACACGGAAGAUUUGCCGAUAUCCGCUGGUCGCCAAGUACCAAGGCUGGGGAGACAAGGCGUCUUCUCACAGCUAUACGUGCAUGAGAGACUGCUAA
Molecule: messenger RNA, 1551 nt
Organism: Purpureocillium takamizusanense
Lineage: Eukaryota; Fungi; Ascomycota; Sordariomycetes; Hypocreales; Ophiocordycipitaceae
Exons: 1
Coding region: 421-1551 (376 amino acids)
Source: RefSeq, a predicted model, not a curated record